This is a messenger RNA of Eubalaena glacialis (North Atlantic right whale), 2917 nucleotides long. It is a transcript of the gene ITIH3, whose product is annotated as inter-alpha-trypsin inhibitor heavy chain 3. Gene Ontology annotation, molecular function: serine-type endopeptidase inhibitor activity. NCBI's taxonomy places the organism in Eukaryota, Metazoa, Chordata, Mammalia, Artiodactyla, Balaenidae. Bases 150 to 2822 code for a protein of 890 amino acids. The record is from RefSeq and is a predicted model, not a curated record. Gene Ontology annotation, biological process: hyaluronan metabolic process. The transcript is spliced from 22 exons.
UCCAGGCCCAUCACUCCACCCAUGUCCAGCUUCCUGGGGGAUCCUCCCGCCUCCCGCUCCUCCCGCCCACACUGCAGGUCGAUGACCCCACUUGGGAAACACUAGGCUUGCUCAUAUAAGGAGCCCAGGCGCUGCCAGUGUGCUCAGCGAUGGCGUCUGCUCGGUGGCCCUGCCUCAUCUUGGCUCUGCUCUCCGGUGUGGCGGUCUCUGGCUUCCCUAGAAGAUUAUGCCGGCUACUCGGGAAACGGAGCCUCCCGGAAGGGGUGGUCGAUGGCAUCGAAGUCUACAGCACCAAAGUCCACUGCAAGGUGACCUCCCGCUUCGCUCACAGUGUCGUCACCACCGGGGCCGUCAACCACGCAGACACUGCCAAGGAGGUUUCUUUCGAUGUGGAGCUGCCCAAGACAGCCUUCAUCACCAACUUCACCUUGACCAUUGAUGGUGUUACCUACCCUGGGAGUGUCAAAGAGAAGGAAGUUGCCAAGAAGCAGUAUGAAAAGGCCGUGUCCCAGGGCAAGACAGCUGGCUUGGUCAAGGCCUCUGGGAGGAAGCUGGAGAAAUUCACGGUCUCAGUCAAUGUGGCUGCAGGCAGCAAGGUCACCUUUGAGCUAACCUACGAGGAGCUGCUGAAGAGGCACAAUGGCAAGUACGAGAUGUACCUCAAGGUCCAGCCCAAGCAACUGGUCAAGCACUUUGAGAUCACAGCAGACAUCUUCGAGCCCCAGGGCAUCAGUAUGCUGGAUGCUGAAGCCUCAUUCAUCACCAAUGACCUCUUGAGCAGCGCCCUCACCAAGUCCUUCUCAGGGAAAAAGGGCCACGUGUCCUUCAAGCCCAGCUUGGAUCAACAACGUUCAUGCCCAACCUGUAAGGACUCCCUCCUCAAAGGAGAUUUUAUCAUCACCUAUGACGUGAACAGAGAGUCUCCAGCCAACGUGCAGAUCGUCAAUGGCUACUUCGUGCACUUCUUUGCACCUCAAGGCCUUCCGGUGGUGCCCAAGAACGUGAUUUUUGUGAUUGACGUGAGUGGCUCCAUGCACGGUCGGAAAAUGAAGCAGACAAAGGAUGCCCUCCUCAAAAUUCUGGAGGAUGUGAAAGAGGAUGACUACCUGAAUUUCAUCCUGUUCAGUGGAGGUGUGACCACUUGGAAAGAUACUUUAGUUCAAGCCACUCCUGAGAACAUCCAGGAGGCCAGGAAAUUUGUGAUGAAUAUUCGUGAUCAAGGAAUGACCAACAUCAACGACGCGCUGCUGAGGGGCAUCAGCAUGCUGAACAAGGCCCGGGAGGAGUACAGAGUCCCGGAGAGGAGCACCUCCAUCGUCAUCAUGUUGACCGACGGGGACGCCAAUGUGGGUGAAAGCAGACCUGAAAAAAUCCAAGAGAAUGUGCGGAACGCCAUUGGUAGCAAGUUCCCCUUAUAUAACCUGGGCUUUGGCAACAAUCUGAAUUAUAACUUCCUGGAGCGUAUGGCCCUGGAGAACCAUGGGCUUGCCCGCCGCAUUUAUGAGGAUUCCGAUGCCAACUUGCAGUUGCAGGGCUUCUAUGAGGAGGUGGCCAACCCGCUGCUGACAGAUGUGGAGGUGGAGUACCCUAAGAAUGCCAUCCUAGACCUCACCCAGAACAGUUACCAGCACUUCUACGACGGCUCUGAGAUUGUGGUGGCUGGGCGCCUGGCAGCUGAGGACAUGAACAGCUUUAAGGCGGACGUGAAGGGCCACGGGGCCAUCAACGACCUGACAUUCACUGAGGAGGUGGACGUGAAGGAGAUGGAGAAGGCCCUGAAGGAGCGGGACUACAUUUUUGGGAACUACAUUGAGCGGCUCUGGGCCUACCUCACUAUCGAGCAGCUGCUGGAGAGACGCAAGAAUGCCCAUGGCGAGGAGAAGGAGAACCUCACAGCCCAGGCCUUGGACCUGUCCCUCAAGUACCACUUCGUGACUCCACUGACCUCCAUGGUGGUGACCAAGCCUGAGGACAACGAGAAUAAGACAGCCAUUGCCGACAAGCCCGGGGAAGGGCCUGUGGAUGCAGAAGUGAUCCCCUCCAUGGCUUACCUGACCAACUCCCAGCCUCCCCAGACACCCUACUACGUGGAUGGGGACCCCCACUUCAUCAUCCAAGUUCCAGAGAAGGAUGAUGCCAUCUGCUUCAACAUCGACGAAGACCCAGGCACAGUGCUGCGCCUCAUUCAGGACCCUGUCACAGGCCUCACAGUUAAUGGGCAGAUCAUUGGUGAGAAGAGAAGCAGCCUGGACUCCCAGACCAGAAAGACUUACUUUGGCAAGCUGGGCAUUGCCAAUGCUCAGAUGGACUUCCAGAUUGAGGUGACACCAGAGACGAUCACCCUGUGGCAUGGGGCUGCACAGAGCACGUUCAGCUGGCUGGACACAGUCAUGAUCACACAGGAUGGGCUGUCUGUGACGAUCAACAGGAAGAAGAACAUGGUGGUCUCCUUUGGAGAUGGGGUUACUUUUGUGGUUGUCUUGCAUCAGGUGUGGAAGAAACAACCCAUCCACCAUGACUUCCUGGGCUUCUAUGUGGUCGACAGUCAUCGGAUGUCAGCACAGACACAUGGGCUGCUGGGACAAUUCUUCCACCCCUUUGACUUUAAAGUGUCUGACGUCCACCCAGGCUCUGACCCCACAAAGCCAGAUGCCACAAUGGUGGUGAAGAACCACCGGCUGACGGUUACCAGGGGCUCCCAGAAGGACUACAGGAAGGACGUCAGCGUUGGCACAAAUGUUGCCUGCUGGUUCGUCCACAACAAUGGGCAAGGGCUGAUUGAUGGCGUCCACAGCGACUACAUUGUCCCCAACCUGUUCUGAGUGGAAAUGCCAGCUCCUACUGAGACCGCUGGCAGGGCUUGCCUGGCAUCUGGAACAGAGGCACAGAGUGGGGCCUGAUGGAGGGCUGUGACAGU